AUGGCAGCACUGGCUCUGAAAGUCGACAAAGGAAACAAUCCUGGAGGAUACUUUCGGGCCGAGCAGUACUUCCCUAUAUGGGUGAUUGAUGUCCGUGGAUUGGAGUAUGUACGCAAGUACAUGCCUGCUGCAUCAGAAGAUCUAAAGGACAUGAGUCGAGUUGAGGCCAUGAUGAAGUUUGCCUUCGAAGCCAGUCGGUCACCAUUUGCUCUGAAUUGCCAUCUCUACGGUCUGCGACGACACAAAAUGGACACUGUCGACAACGCUGUGCUUGGAAUCAAUGCCAAAGGAAUCGAGAUGUGUGACAUUGGCGAAGAAGGCGAACGCAUACCUUUGCGUUCAUUGCCGUGGAACCGAGUGACGAGGUUAUCGUUUGAUCGGAAAAAGCUUACCAUCGUUGGUGCCGACACCUCCAAAAUGUGCUUAUAUGCACAGAGUGAGAGCAAAGCAAGGUAUCUGUUGGAGUUAUGUCGAGCUGUGCAUCAGACAUUGUUAGUGCUGUCACAUCAGAACGGCAAAAUCGCUCCAUUACCGCAACUCUUCCAUGAGAAGAGCGUAGACCGGACCUCAACAUCGUCAAACAACACCACUGUUCCAAACAACUGCGAUAACGACAAAGAUUCGGACUCCUUACUCCACGACUCACUAAGCAGUUCUGGUGAUCGAGGCCAGGGCUCGGUAUCGUCAAAGCAACGGGUUCGCAUAAAACUCGACUCAAACCUCGACUUGAAGAUUGAAAAAAUGGAGUUGGAACAUAUCCGACAGGAACGCGCUGCCAGUCAGUCAAGCAAAACAAGCGAUGCCAGUGACCAGGUCGAACGGAAGUUAACCACAGUGGAAACUGAUACCAGCGACGUACCGCACGACUUCAUCACACAUCCCACUGCAGACGUCACAAAUAUGCGGCCAGCUAGUGUGGAUUCUGCCUCGCAGACGGUCGAGACAAGUACCAGGUGCGCUCCGGUAGAUGUCAACUUCAACCUGAAAUCCGCGAUCAAUCCAACAGAUCUCGACAUUUUGGAAGCGUACGGCAUACCGUAUCAGGGAGAGAUCCAAUAUGCAUCCUCUGGUGGAUCACGUAGUGAUUCCAUUCAACACUCGAAUGAAAUGCUACCGGAGAGCAUGCUUCAUGCCUGCCGUCACGAACAGGGUUGUGCUAGAUCCGAAGAUGCCGAUUCGACUUUGCGAUCAGCCUUCCCUCAACAGUCUUCAGUGUCUCUUCAUGACUUACGAACUGCUGGCGUCAAGCCACCUCCAGGAUAUAUUGACGAACGCGCUGACAAUGAUGGCAACAUGAUCGUAAUGCCACCAUUACAAUGGAGCACCACAGAUCAUCAAAUGCAAAGAUUGAGCGCAUCUGGACAAGCUAGAAGUGAACCUAAGAUUGAUUCCGAUACCACAACCGACGACGGACCAAGCGGAUCGUUGCUAUCGAGCUUACCACCGCCUCGAGGAAAAACCAGAGAUCCGCCACCAUACGAGAGAGCACUCGAUAUUCAGAGAACCACCACCUCCCAACUGAAUCCUCAUCUUCACCUUCAACCAAGCGUUGUUCAAUCAAUCGCGGUUGGGCCCAUGGCCGCCGAAGCUGCUGGAGGCCAACCAGCAUUCCCUCCAGCGUCAGCCACCCAAUUCGCUACUCACGAUUACUUCAUUGACGAGGAGGGGUUAAGCACGGAACGCCUGCGCGAUUUCCCCAUGAUGCAUCGACUUCUACGUGAAUCGAAUAGUCUUCUCAGUCAUCAGCGAAGACCGUCAUCGUGCAUCGACCUCACGUCCGAAUACGUUUCCCACUUGCCACUGCCAGUCAUGACAGGUAAUUUCCAUGUUCCACUUCAUCGAGGAGACUACUUCCCUGACUCUGCUGUUCAUAACUAUGCACCGUACAUGAGAACACCGAAUGUAGUGCCAGCAGCUUAUGCAUGGCGACCUACUGCUCCGGCUGCAGUCAUGGACCUGCCACCACCUCCACCAUAUCCUGCUGGCCGAAAGGCACCGAUGGUCAUGUGA
Haemonchus placei is the source of this 2010-nucleotide messenger RNA. The record is from the annotation of a GenBank genome assembly. NCBI's taxonomy places the organism in Eukaryota, Metazoa, Nematoda, Chromadorea, Rhabditida, Trichostrongylidae.